Danaus chrysippus (African queen) is the source of this 363-nucleotide messenger RNA. NCBI's taxonomy places the organism in Eukaryota, Metazoa, Arthropoda, Insecta, Lepidoptera, Nymphalidae. The record is from the annotation of a GenBank genome assembly.
AUGUUGUUGGUAGUUCUGUCGUGCGUUCUGGCCGUGGGCGCUGCGUGUCCGUGGGCGUGCUCAUGCCGCCCAGGUGCCGCUGACUGCGCCCACCGUGCCCUGCUGCAUGCGCCUAGGAGACUGCCCGUUGAUGCCCACAGGCUAGAUCUUCAAGGCAACAAUAUAAGCAUCAUCUUCCAAAGUGAUUUCCAGAACCUGAAAGAACUAAAGAUUUUACAAUUAUCAGAGAACCAAAUUCACACUAUAGAGAGAGAUGCGUUCUUGGAGCUUAACGUACUGGAGAGAUUGAAACUGAGCAAUAAUCGACUCGGCCACAUACCUGAUGGUAUUUUUCUGAGAUUGAGGCAUCUACAACGUUUGUGA